GUUUGUCGACGAAGAUCUGCGAAAACGCUGUUGCUGUGUGCUGAGCACCUCUCAGGUCGUCGAUUUCGGCAGCGAGGCGAAUGUCAGCGCCAUCGCAGCCAAGGGCGCAGAAGACCUGCGUAUCGGCUUCCUGCGCUCUGGAACUGUUCGUUCAGGAGGCAGUGAGAUUGGGUGCAGGGUGCGAGCCACCAUUGCCGCCAGUGUUCUCAUCCUGAGGCGGAACGUCGAAUUCCGUCACGCUGUGGAGCAGCUCCGCAAGGAAGUUGCCAAGACAGCCGCGGAGCGGGUUCAGGUCGCACUUGACGAUGUCCCAGGCAUGGACCUCGCUGGGCCAUACCCCAAAUGUUAA
Messenger RNA from Symbiodinium necroappetens, 349 nucleotides. The record is from the annotation of a GenBank genome assembly. Lineage: Eukaryota; Dinophyceae; Suessiales; Symbiodiniaceae.